Racocetra persica is the source of this 646-nucleotide messenger RNA. NCBI's taxonomy places the organism in Eukaryota, Fungi, Glomeromycota, Glomeromycetes, Diversisporales, Gigasporaceae. The record is from the annotation of a GenBank genome assembly.
AUGGCUGACCACCCCGACGACUUAAUCGACUACGAUGAGGAAGAUGAAACCAUACCGACCGAAGCUGUUCCAAACGACCAAUUAGCUGCUAACGGCCAAGAAGCUACUGACGAGGAUAAGAAGGACAAAAAAGGCAGUUACGUAGGUAUCCACUCAACAGGCUUUAGGGAUUUCUUAUUGAAGCCAGAACUGUUACGGGCUAUUGUUGAUUGCGGAUUUGAACAUCCAUCCGAAGUUCAACAAGAAUGUAUUCCUCAAUCAAUUCUCGGUAUGGAUGUCCUUUGCCAAGCCAAAUCGGGAAUGGGAAAAACUGCAGUAUUUGUGCUCGCUACACUUCAACAAGUGGAUCCUGUUCCUGGAGAUGUUGCGGUUAUUGUUCUUUGUCACACUCGUGAACUCGCAUUUCAAAUUAGGAACGAAUAUAUUCGGUUUAGCAAAUAUACACCUGAGGUCAAGAUCGAUGUUUUUUAUGGAGGAAUUCCUAUUAAAGAAGAUUACAAAAAGUUUCAAAGCAAGGAUACCAUUCCACACAUUGUUGUUGGUACACCAGGAAGAGUUCUUGCUUUGGUUAAUGAUGGUCAGCUGAAAGUGGGUAGUGUCAAACAUUUCGUUCUUGACGAAUGUGACAAAAUGCUGGAUCAGCUUG